UGUGAAUGGACGGCUGCCGUUCUUUUCCGGCUACACCUGCUCAUCCCACCAGGAAGUGCUGGGCGAUAAAUCCUAAAGUAAUAAUCCCUUUUACCUGGAGCGAGAGGAGCUAACAAACAUUAUUAUGCAGUGUAUCCGGGGAAAGCCCUCCGAUUAGAUUCAUGCGAUCGACGCGCACGAUUAAUGCAGGGUAAAAAACACACCGUCAACUCCCUGCAAGUUGGGGUUAUUGUUUUCCUGCGGUGUAGCGUUUAGUUUUUUUGCGGUCCUAACCUCCCUCCGGCAAUGGGAUGCUGUGGAAGCGCAGAGAGGCCAAAAAGAGAAUGGAAACCUUUGGAGGACCGAAGCUGCACGGAUCUGCCAUGGUUCCUGUUAUUUACAUUGUUCCUUGUGGGAAUGUGUGGCAUCUGUGGGUUUACCAUCGCGACUGGAGGGGCAGCGCGACUCGUCUUCGGAUAUGACAGCUAUGGUAACACGUGCGGCCAACGCAACGAGCCCAUUGAAGGGGUCCGGCUGAGUGGUCUCGACCAUACUGACAGAAAAUUCGUCUUUUUCCUGGAUCCAUGCAACAUAGACGUCAUUCAGAGGAAGAUAAAGUCCAUGGCGCUGUGCGUGUCACAAUGUCCCACUGAGGAACUGGCGACUUACUACGACCUCAAGAGGUUUGCCAUGAUAAAUGGGUCCGAGCUUUGUUCGUAUGAGUUACCUGGUCACAAGUACCCACAACUUCCCGAGCGCUUUGAAAAGUGUCCCAAACUUCCAGUACCAGAGAGCAAAGCUCUUCCAGUGUUUAACCGCUGCACUCCAGUGGAUAUCUCCUGCUAUGCUAAGUUUGCUGAAGCGGUGGUCACGUUUGUCAGUGAUAACAGCAUGUUAAACAGGCUGAUUGCCGGGGUGGCCGCCAGCAAAGAGAUCAUUGUUGGGCUGUGUCUGCUGGCGCUAGUUUUGUCCAUGAUCCUCAUGGUGAUCAUUCGUUACAUCUCUGCUGUCCUGGUUUGGAUCCUCACUGCACUGGUGGUUCUGGGUUCCCUGGGAGGUACCAGCGUUCUGUGGUGGUUGUACAUAGACUAUAGAAUGACAAUGAAUGAGACCAUGACUAAAGAUCUGAGGGAAACGGAAGAACCCAAUGAUGGCAUGACGACCCCCAAAGACCACGCUCAAGGACUGCUCAUCUAUGCUGUUUCAGCGACUGUGUUCACUGGAAUUUUGUUGCUUCUGAUGUUGUUUAUGAGGAAGAGGGUGGCUCUGACCAUCGCCCUGUUCCAUGUGGCGGGAAAAGUGUUUAUCCACCUGCCGCUGUUGGCACUGCAGCCCUUCUGCACGUUCCUCGCUCUUUCUCUGUUUUGGGUUUACUGGAUCAUGGUCCUCCUCUUUCUCGGCACCACUGGGAACCCAGAGAAAAAUGAGGAUACUGGCCUGGUUGAGUUCAGGCUCACAGGAGCGCUGCAGUACAUGACCUGGUACCACGCAGUGGGACUGAUCUGGAUCAGUGAGUUCAUCCUGGCUUGUCAGCAGAUGACCGUAGCCGGUGCUGUGGUAACCUACUAUUUCACAAGGGACAAAACCAAACUCCCGGUGACGCCCAUCCUGUCAUCAGUGCUGCGGCUGGUGCGGUAUCACCUGGGCACUGUGGCCAAGGGCUCCUUCAUCAUCACCCUCGUCAAGAUCCCACGCCUCAUUCUCAUGUACAUCCACAACCAACUCAAAGGAAAGGAAAACGCUUGUGCACGCUGCAUGCUGAAGACCUGUAUCUGCUGUCUGUGGUGUCUAGAGAAGUGCCUCAAUUAUUUGAAUCAGAAUGCAUAUGCGGCGACGGCCAUAAACAGCACCAGUUUCUGCACCUCGGCCCGCGAUGCCUUCAUGAUCCUGGUGGAAAAUGCUCUUAGGGUGGCGACCAUCAACACCAUUGGAGAUUUUGUUCUCUUCCUGGGCAAGAUCCUAAUCGUGACGUGCACGGCGUUCGCUGGGGUGUUAGCGCUGAACUAUCAGAGAGAUUACACCGAGUGGGUCCUGCCGCUCAUCAUCGUGUGUCUGUUUGCGUUCCUGGUGGCACACUGCUUCCUGUCCAUCUUCGAGAUCGUGGUGGACGUGCUCUUCCUCUGCUUUGCCAUCGACACCAAAUACAACAACGGCACACCUGGGAGGGAGUUUUACAUGGACAAGGCCCUGAUGGAGUUUGUGGAGAACAGCAGGAGGUCAAUGGCGAUGGAGGAGCGGGGGCACAGCAAGCGCGCCCGUCCCAAGGAAGAGGUAGAGUUGACGGAGGUUAAGGCCAUGGUGAGUGGUGACGUGGGCGUGGCAGAGGCGGAGUGGCAGGCCUUGCAGGAGUUCCACCUGUACUACCUGCUGCUGUGUGUGCUGAUGGACUGGGCCCUGUCGGAGCACACACUGGUGCUCUGCCUCACACAAGACAUGAUCAUCUUCCUGUCUGUCUGCCUGCCCACCUCCACCCUCUUCUUCCUGGUCACAUUGCUCCAGAACACGCCGGUGGCUGCUGCUGCAUGCUGACUAAUGCUUCCUCACCU
Sinocyclocheilus rhinocerous is the source of this 2525-nucleotide messenger RNA. Its product is annotated as choline transporter-like protein 1. Gene Ontology annotation, molecular function: transmembrane transporter activity. Gene Ontology annotation, cellular component: membrane. NCBI's taxonomy places the organism in Eukaryota, Metazoa, Chordata, Actinopteri, Cypriniformes, Cyprinidae. The transcript has 15 exons. The record is from RefSeq and is a predicted model, not a curated record. Gene Ontology annotation, biological process: transmembrane transport. Bases 286 to 2508 code for a protein of 740 amino acids.